This is a messenger RNA of Prorocentrum cordatum, 1314 nucleotides long. The record is from the annotation of a GenBank genome assembly. NCBI's taxonomy places the organism in Eukaryota, Dinophyceae, Prorocentrales, Prorocentraceae.
GAGAAGCUGGUGGAGAAGGCUGCCGAGGUCGCGAAGCAAGAGGCGCUCUGCGAGAAGACCCACAGCGAAGGCAAUGUCCAGCAGCAGAGCUUCAUGGAGCAGCUGAUCUUCAGAAACCCAGAGCAGCUGGCGCUGGACGGCAUCAUUCGCCUGGAGAAGGAGCUGGGACUGGAUGACGAGGAGGUGGGCGAGGCCGCCAAGAAGGCGGCCGAGGAGGCCAAAAUGAAUGUGCUGAGGGAACUGCGACAAGGGGCGAUGAGCUACACCACCCAGCUCCAGGAGCACAUCAGCAAGGCGAAGGAGCUAGCGGCGAAUAGCAAGGAGGCCACCAGGCAGAACGCCAAGAAAAGGAGCAUCGACGACCACGAGGCCAAGAAGGUGGCGGGCAGGAUGCCCCCACCGCCCGCGGCGGCACCAGUAGCACCGGGCGGGGGCCAGAACGGCGACCAGAUGGCAGACGACACCAAGAGGGACGUGGACAUGGGGGAGGAGGCGCUCAAGAAGACCAAGGCAAAGGUGGCCGACGGGACUGCCGCGCCCGCGCCCCCAGCCCGACGGUUGCCACCUGGUGCCCUAGGCAAAGCAAUGUUCGACGCGGGCGUCAGGGUCGUCUUCGUCAGCAACAUCGCGAUUUGGAGGCCGACGGCGGAGUCGUGGCUUAACGGGAUGCACCUUAGGAUUGGAGGCAAGAAGCACAGUCGGCAAGGCUUUGAUAUGAAUGCGGUGCCGAAGAUGCAUCUGCGCCUGCAAGUAUCAGAGGAGCAGGAAGCGAUGCUCCACAAGUGGGGCAUCAAGGCGCGUCUCGCGGCAGCCCAGCAGUCAGUCAAGUCCGAUGGGGGGCUCGAAAGGAGAUCGGCCAAGCUAGCGAUGUUCACAAAGACAUUGCGCGCGCCGUGGAUCGUCGCAGGGGGCUUCAGUACCCACCUGGCGAGAUUCGCGACGGCGGGCGACGGCGACCUGCUGGGCGACGCGCGCAUUGUCACAUUGACUGGAGACCUGCCGACCUGCUACAAGGCAGACGCAGAGCCCUCCCUCGUCGACCUCGCGCUCGCGAGCCCCGAGGCCCGCGCGCGCGUCGUCGACCCCGAGCCCGUCGCCGACGCCAGCUGGAGGCCGCGCCGCGGCCAGCAGCUGCGCAUCAGAACGGAGAUCGGGCACGGCAUCGCCAGGAAAUUGGAGCCGCCGACGGUCUUCUGCCACCUGAAGCUGGACACAGCAAAGCCCAGAGACGGAAGCGACAAAGGGAACGAGAUUGGGCCGAUUGGGAAGCACGAGCCCCACCGCAGCAGCAACAGCCCGGCCGACUGCAUGACC